Messenger RNA from Anguilla rostrata (American eel), 3699 nucleotides. Its product is annotated as LHFPL tetraspan subfamily member 7 protein. The coding region runs from base 592 to 1272 and encodes 226 amino acids. The transcript is spliced from 3 exons. The record is from RefSeq and is a predicted model, not a curated record. Gene Ontology annotation, cellular component: membrane. NCBI's taxonomy places the organism in Eukaryota, Metazoa, Chordata, Actinopteri, Anguilliformes, Anguillidae.
AAAACAUUUCACAGCAAAGAGGAGACGCCCACCUUAGCGUUCCUUAAGGAACAACGCACGAUUUAACCCUGGAAGUAGACUUGCUGCUACUAGCUGGUUAGCUACUAGUAACGUACAAAGCUGUAGCUCUCGCGGAGAGAAAAAAACGCACAGACUGCAGUGCCUAUUGAAGGAGACGCAAACAAAAAAAAGAACUGGCUGUUUACAUGUUCCUUUCACGCGCAAGCCCGGAGGAAGAGAAAUAGAUAUUUCCAUGUUCAGCAAGCAGUUGUGGGUUACAGUUCUGGAACCGCGGUGCCCUCGGAGUAUUUACAUUUGGGUGUGACAAAUGUCUUUAGUCACCCCCUGUACCACUUCCCAGGAAAUAAUCAUAGAGGAAUUGAAGAAACACGUGAAGAAAUUGCUCGUGGAUGGAAAGUGAUAUUACAGUUUCGAUUAAAGUUGAAUUGCGAACCCAUGUUUGGGUAUUCUGUUUAUAUUUCCAUUAACUGUCGUCUCGGGCUGUGAUUUGUUGACAUCCUUCAGUUGUGGUUUCUGAUGUAACAUUUUUUGGGGAGUUUUUUUUUUCUUUUCUGAGUGACUGAGCUCCAAAUGCAUUCACUGCUGGAUCGGAAGAAGAAAGAAGCCGGGGUUGGGAUAGAUCUGUCUCCGAGCUCUCUGCCCCAAGCUCCGAGGAUGUUCAGCUGUGUGGGCUGCUUUUGGGUGCUCUUAUCGUCGGCUCUGGUCGCGAUUUGUAGUUUCAGUUUUAUCUCCCCGGCAUGGAUUGUUAAAGAUCACCUGAAAAAUAAAGAUUCCGUGAGCUUCGGGUUACUCUGGCACUGUUCCGAGUCCCUGGACCAUAUGUACAGAUGUUACACAUUUGGAGGGCUUGGAAAAUUCGCUGAAAUUCCUUCCAGUUCCUGGCAGACGAGCGCGGUGCUGUGUUCCGGCGGAUGCGCGCUCCUGGCCGUCAGCUCCCUGCUGGCCAUCAUCACCAUCUUCCUCCCGAGCGGGGCCUGCGAGCGGCGGAUUUGCACGCUGGCCGGGUACAUGCAGAUGGCCGCGGUUUUCAUCAUGGCGUCUGGACUGCUGGUGUAUCCUUUCGGACUCAAUUCGGCCCUGGUGAAGUCCUUCUGUGGGGAUUCCGGCAUUUACUACGCGGGAGAGUGCCAAAUCGGCUGGGGCUACAUGUUGGCCAUAGUGGGAGUCAUGCUCACCCUCUUCCUGCCUUUCUUUGCCAAAUAUGCACCGAAGGAGCACUUAUCUCCCACCCCUCUGCCCACCAUUUUAUAGUGACAACAUUUGCAGGUGACUCUUUAGAACGCAAGUGUGUGUAACACACCCAAAGUACACGUUUUCAUCUGUCAUGCGAAAUACUGCUUCCACAGUUCUUUACUUUACGGGAUGAAAUGGAUUUUGUAUCUGCCUGCCAAUCAAACUCACCUAACUAUUUUAUCACAUUGCAACAAAAAAGUUAUUGUUAUUUUUAUACUUCAGUUUUUUUUUUUUUUAUCAAUAUACUAAUCUGUUUGAAGGACUAGAUGUCUUUGCCUGACGUGCAAAGAUUGUGAACAACAGACCAAGAACAAUAAAUGACCAAUAUCUGGAAGUGUACCAGCCCCUUGUACAGUACAUGAAAUAAUUUUUGACUGUCAUUUGUAGGUGUAAGGGACUUAUGUCUGCUUUGGGUUACCGUAGCGUACCAUAGCCUGCUAUAAUGCAUGGGCUGUAAAUCUAACAUUCCAGAAUAAUCUCUGCUAUCAGGGAGUUUGUGCGUUUAGUGCGUGGAGGGGACAGCAGAAAGAGGAAACUUUGAGGUGAAAGAAGAAGAAACUUUUCAGGGGCUUUUUUAAAAAAAACUAACAGAAAAUCUUUCAAAAUUUUAAUUAUCUUUUUAUUGGUGAAAAACACUUCAGUGGACUGAACAUGGACUGAAUUGAAAAACUGAUAAGGAAAUUUGACAAAAUGGAUCUGAAGAUGGAUGUGAACUUGGAAAGGGAUAAAGGUGCUCAUUACAUCGGUGACUGUGCUGAACGGAUGUGCUGUGUUUUGAGUUUUUGUUGUACAUAGUGUCUGGACUUGAGACCAGCUGCAGUAUCUAACAACGCCGUGACUGUGAGGCAUUUGAGAAGGGAAGAAAUUGAAGGUGAAAUAAUAACUUAUACAUAUUUUAUGUGCAUUUUAAAUGUCUUGUGGCUGCACGGCCAAACUUCAUACAACAUGUAUCAGUGAUUUCUUUUUAAAAACCUGAAAAUGUCAGUAGACCAACCUAACUGUCAAAGAGAAGUACCAGAAAUCCACGUCACCUGCCUUCUGAAAAUCCAGUCUUUUCAAAAUAUAAAGAAAGGAAUUCUAUCAUGUGACUAAAUAAAUACACGUAAUGACUUCAAAACUGUGUAAAUUGAUUUUUCACUGACUGGCGUAGGCAUAACAUACAUCUAUAUCGACCCUUUGCCAAGUGCUGAAGGAAGAACGCAUUUAAAAUCCAAAUCAGUAGGCUUUCUGUUAAGGGAUGGUCUUAAGCUACAGAAUAAUUCAGGAGCAAUGUACUUCAGGGGAAAAGGUAGAGAAAAGCAAGUGCUAUUUGCUGAAUAGCAGAUGACAUUGGGGUUGGUUCACAGUACCUAGUUUGGAUAAACUUGCUUAAACCCAACCGACUUGUGCCUUCAUACAGUAACAACUGCAACUUUCAAUACUGUUCAGGUUGUCAUCGAUUUCUGGAAAAACUGUGUAUUGUUCUGUGAAACGAUAAGCAUACUUGGUUUUGUUUCAUUCCUGUGUGUGUGUGUGUGUGGUACAUUUUCGUAAAUGUUUGCAGUUGUACUGUGUAGAAAGAACAUGAUUUUAACAGAGUUAAAUGCUACCGCAGUCCUGGUGUUUCCGAAUACGCGACGGUACUCUUCUCGCGCUAAAUCGCGCCCGGCACGUUUGUCAAUUAGCUACGUGGAAUAAAUCACCGUAAUCACUCUAUUAAAAAGGUCACGACGUGCUCUUAAUGCAUUCAUUUACCUUAGCAUAGGACUCUGCAUGGGAGAACUGUGGCCGUACAAAUUGAACGUGUCCUGUAGUUAUCAGUUACCCUGUAAUGUGUUAAGCAUGGCGAAAUUAAUGACCUCGUUAGCGGAGGUAAUGCAAGUUUUUUUUAUCUGUUCUGCAAAUUCCUUUUUUAAACUGUGUUCAAGGAUAAUUUAAUGGAUCAAGCAGUGUGCAGUAGAGCACCACAGACUCAACAUUAUCACACGAUCUCCCCUGCUCCAAACUGUUUUUUGCGCUGUCCUCAAUUUCAUGGUUACUUGUCUUAACAAUGGGAAAUAUUAAUGGAGCCUUCUGGGUGGAUGGGCUAAUAUAAAAUGGAAACUUGUUAAAAUAAUAAAAGAAAAUCACCCACGAUGAUGAUGUUAAACUUGUCAAAACCUCACUGGCUGUGCUUUGACUCUGAUUGUUGCAGAUAAUUUUUUUUAAGUGUGUUGAACAUUGUAUGUAUAGUCUUAACACUGGUGGAACUCUGUUUUGUAGAUUAGAUGUAAUGAGUUUCCAUUGUAUCUUUUGGUUGUAAAUAAAACAAAUUGUGUGAGCUCACUUUUCAUUCUAAAAUGUCCUUUUGAAAUAUAUAUUUUGAAAUAUUACCUCAUCAACAUGUGUUUAACCCCUGAAACUUAACAUUGUUAGCUGUUCUGUGGAUAUCCUUUGUAAUAAAAUGUUUCCUAAACCACAAAGAUA